CGAAAUGGUAAUGACUUGACUUAAAGGUUGACUUGGCUCUUUAUAAAUUUUGCUCAACCUUGAAACUUUUCCAUCAUUCCCUAACCCUCUUCACUUCUAAGUUCCUUCUCUUUCCAUCUCUCAUUUUCUCCCCAAAGCUCCAAAAUGAAGAAAAUUGUGUUGAAGUUGGAUUUGCAUCACGACAAAAGCAGACAGAAAGGCAUGAAGAUAGCCUCUGGUCUUUCAGGGGUUGAGUCGGUUGCAAUAGACAAGGACCAAAAAUUGACAGUAAUAGGAGAUGUGGAUCCAGUUAAGGCAGCGAUGAAAUUAGGCAAGUUAUGCCAUACUGAAAUAGUUUCGGUCGGACCGGCAAAAGAGCAGGAGAAGAAGAAGGAAGAACCCAAGAAAGAGGAACCAAAGAAACCAGCGGAACCAAAGAAAGACCCACCAAAAGAACUUGUACUACAAUACUCGUAUCCAAUGAUAUGUCACCCUCCAUACUAUCCUCCGUUUCCCGAUUAUUACUGUAAACCUAUCGAGGAACAUCCACCUGCUUGCAUUAUCUUGUAAUUUUUUUGGUGUUUUAGAUUUCAAUAAUUAAUAAAUAAGAAAAUUAAAAGAAA
Gossypium arboreum is the source of this 602-nucleotide messenger RNA. Its product is annotated as heavy metal-associated isoprenylated plant protein 12-like. The record is from RefSeq and is a predicted model, not a curated record. Gene Ontology annotation, molecular function: metal ion binding. Lineage: Eukaryota; Viridiplantae; Streptophyta; Magnoliopsida; Malvales; Malvaceae. The transcript has 3 exons. The coding region runs from base 145 to 549 and encodes 134 amino acids.